AUGCCACACAUCCUCCUCCGCGCCCUUCGACAUCGGUCGACCCCGACUUUGCUGCCUUCGAGCCAUCGACAGCAUGCUGCAGCUCCUGUAGCGCGUCCUCCACCGUUAAUACCGUCAAUCGUCGUCACCAUUCCCGAGGAAGAAGGCGGCUCCCACUACUGCGCUCUUCUCGGGUCUCCCUAUCCAGCGACAGACUCUGGUAUAAUCGCUGCCACAAACGCUGCUGCUACAAUGCUCCAUUCAAAUCGCAUGUACGCACCCUACGAAGCGACUUCUCCGAAUGAAGAGGAGCUCCCGUUGGAGACUGUCGACGACUUUGGAGCUUCGUAUUCCUCUUCUGGAUUCGAUGCGCCUUUGCCAGACUUUGAGGCGCUCGAGGAGACGAUUUCUCAGCUCCGAAACGCAGAGCACGCGCCCGUAUUUCGUCGUCCAUCCUCACGGUGCGAAGAGGACGGCAUCGUGAUGCCGAGACGAAAAUCGGCGCACGCCGACGCCGACGUGCCGCAAUACGUGCACGAAGCUGGAGCCGGUAGAGGCUUCUUGCCCUCGGGAGCCAAGAAGACGAGUCGUCCGCGUCCGCCUCGAAGAGUGCAGAGCUCGCCUGUCCCACACGACGUGGAGCAAUUUACAGAUGCCCAAAACGAUUCGCUGUUCUUUUCGUCCGAGCUCGCUGCUCGCGAACGUGUAUCAAGUCCUCCGCCAAAGCCAAGCCUAUUCCGGCGGUUCUCAAAGAAGCAGCGUCCAGCUCCACUCAGCUCCAUUUCAUCCGACUCCUUUGUGGCUCCUCGAAAUGUCGUGUCACCUCCGCUCACUUCGCCAACGGAUCCGUUUGCGUUUGACCAGACGUUGCCGACGUCUCCAACUCAGGAAGGAUGGAACUCGGACGGAGAGCCCAAACGAAGAAAGAGGAGUAGUCUUAAAAGGCUCCUCUUGCUGGAAAAGCGCGAACGCGCAAGUGUUGUCUACGACACGAUGCAGUCCAUCCACGAGGUGUCCACCCAGGCCACAGUCGAAUCUCCGGACAACGGAUACACCAUGCCAAACUGCUUCAACGACAUUGACGAGCGGGAGACGCAAGAGUCUGACCGAGACAAACCUCUUCCGCCGCUUCCACUGCCACCCUCACAAAGCGCUGGCAGUUCUGACGAAUACGUCGAAGUGCAAAUAUGUAAUAGCCCAGUACUCUUUGACGUUGUCACUGCCAUCCGGGAUAUCCCUCCGGAGCCAGCAUACGAAGAGGUUCAAGAGCCCGUCGUUUCCGCCACUCCAAAAGCAAAGGAAGCACCGUUAAAGUCAAUCAAGCGCAAGUUGUCCUUGAAGCGGCUAAAGGAGCGCUUCUCCUCCACCCCUACUCCAGCUCCACCUGUCCCUCCGAUGCCCGUCCAAUUUCGGCCAGUAACACGACCGCCAAUUCCAUCCGUCGUCAUUACUGCUCCUAUGGACUGGCCCAUGUCGCAUGUCGAAACCUUUAUGGACGAAUCUACAGUCUCACCUCGUGUGACAUCCGAGACCUUAGUGUCUGCUCCUAUCCCCGACGAAGAUUCGAACCUCUCGACGAGUAGUGAGGACUCUUCUGGCUCAUCUGCCAUCGACUCUUCUGCUCUCCCUUCCCCGGACAGCACGCCGCCAGCGACGCCGGACCACAUCGUCUCUGUGGGCUCUGUCUUUGAGUCACAACAGGAAUCCAUCAAGGAUGGUCACACCAAGCAAGUCAACGUUGACGUGCAAAUCGUCACCCCACUCUCUCAUGUCGAGAUUGAUGCUGGCAUUCCUCGGUCGCCGGGGCGCAUCGAUCUAGGCUCCCUGGAUGCGCGAGUAGCCAUCGUCACCGCGUGA
Molecule: messenger RNA, 1836 nt
Organism: Serendipita indica DSM 11827
Lineage: Eukaryota; Fungi; Basidiomycota; Agaricomycetes; Sebacinales; Serendipitaceae
Source: the annotation of a GenBank genome assembly